AUGAACCCCAUCUCCGACAAGAAUAGGGACGCCUUCCAACGGCAACCCGCCAGCGCCGCUCCUAUCGUCGUCCCAACCAAGGUCCAACCUCCAGCCGCCCCCCUCUACUCGACCUCGGCCUUGGCUCAACAGAUUGCUGCCGCCGCCAUCUCGACGACACGGACGUCCGAGGCCAUCGCUCUAUCGACAGCCGGUGCCGACAACGGCACCACCACACCGCCGUCUGUCCGACACGAUCGCCGGCACAGUCUCGGUCCUCCACUGGUGUCGCAUUCCUACUCUCACCCUCGUUCGCAGGCGUCCUCGCAUUCACAGUCCCACUCUCGGACACAACCGCCAUCUCAAUCUCAAUCGCAAUCGCAAUCGCAGUCCCAGUCCCAGUCCCAGUCGCUGUCGCAGUCCCAGCCCCAGUCCCCGGCCCUGGUUGGUUCGAGGCUGGUGCCGACUCUCCCAAACACCAAGAGUCGCUCCUCUUCCAACGGCUCCUCGGACUCGUCCGUCUUCUCCCGCACCUCGGUCACCGCCCGAAAUCCCUCGGCCUCGACGCCCAUCACCAUCCCAAACUACUCGCUGCCGCCGCGACCCACCUCUUCGGCCUCGCUCUCGCUCAACCCCUCUGAAAACAUGGACUCGACGCCCCUGCGACACAGCGAGAGCAAGCUGAGCAAGAGCACCGGCAGCCGAAAGGGUCUGCGCAAGUCCAAGUUCUCGCGGUCCAUUUCCUUUGGCGAGAUCAUGGACGACGACGAGGACAGCGACAUUGAGAUCUUCCGAGCAUCGCCGUCGCUGCCCCUGACCCCCUUCAAUAACCAGGUCGGAGGUCAUGCCGUCUUCUUGCGCUUCUCCGAGCGAGCCCUCUGCAAGCCUCUGGACCCGGUCGAGCGCGACUUUUACGAAAACGUCGAGCUGAACCAUCCCGAGCUCAAGCCCUUCAUCGCGACCUAUCUGGGUGUCGUCAAUGUCACCUACCGCAAGGUCAAGAGCGAGCUCCCGGAUGGCGUCGUGGACUCGUGGGCGUCCGAGCCCACGCCCAUGGUGAUCUUUGACCAAAACCGCCAUAUUCUGCCCGACAGCUUCCUGGGCCUCUCCAACUCGCCCGGCCUGGCCACCUCCGACAACGCCUCGGAAGAGUCCAUCAGCUUUGUUCGGAGCUUCAACCGCAAGUUCCAGCAGAAGGUUAUCCGCGAGGCGUUCUCGCCCAAGAGUCUGCGGGCUCGGUUUGCCCAGCUCAAGUCCAGCCUCAAGGCCCACGCCUGUGCCAGCGACACCGACGCCGCUCCGGUUGCAGCCGCGCAUUCGGCCCUGACUCCGACAUCGACACACAAGAGUCAGUCUACCAAGGCGGCUGUCUCGCUGCCUGUCCAGUCCGUUGGUACACCUGCUGUGACAACGUGCAACACGCCGCCGGCAAGCUCGCUCGCUCAGGACCAGACCGGUCGGACAUCGCCCAUGGUCUUCCACAUGUCUGAGGACGAAGACUUUCGGAACCUGCCCACGAAUCGGCCAUUUGAACAUGCCGCCGCCUCCUCGAUUCCCCCCGACGACAGUCCCAGAGCAGUCUCGUCCCAGGGCAGUGCCCACGCCGAGACUGAAAGCGGCCUCUACGCCCUAUCCCAGCCCGAGGGUCACUCGUUUGUUGCCGGGUCGGCCAACCCGUGGUCAAUGCGGGUCUACAACACACGCGGGCUCUCCAAGUCACGAUCGACCAGCGAUCAGCUCCACCAGUUCCUGUUGCUCGAGGAUCUGACCGAGGGCAUGAAGUCGCCGUGCAUCCUCGAUCUCAAGAUGGGCACGCGCCAGUACGGCGUCAAUGCCACCGAGGCCAAGAAGCUCUCCCAGGAGAAGAAGUGCGAGCGCUCGACGAGCAAGAAGCUGGGCGUGCGCAUCUGCGGGAUGCAGGUCUACAACACCGUCACCCACACCUUCACCUUUUUGGACAAGUAUGUCGGUCGCCAGAUGAAUGCCGUCAACUUCAAGCAGACGCUUCUCUCGUACCUCGACAACGGCGAAUGCUAUCUCCUGGGAUACAUCCCGCACAUCGUCGAGAAGCUUCAGAAGCUCUACGAGACGGUCAAGAGCAUGCCGACGUACCGAUUCUAUGCCAGCAGCUUGCUCAUUCUGUACGAUGGCGCGUGGGCCGAUGAGGCUGCGAUCCUGGAGGAGGCCGAGCAGUCGUGCGAGUCGAGCGACGCGGACGGAUAUGCGCAGGAGGAUGAAGACGAAAGCAACAACGACGGCGAUGGCGACGACGACGACGACGAUGGCAGAGACGAGAACCCUCAUCGCCGAGGAGAUACAGGCAGCUCCCGGGUCGGCGCGAGCAACGACGGAUACGACUCGCUCAGCGAUCUCGAGUCGCCCAGCACCAGCAUGGGCGGGUCCGAGCUCAACUAUAGCCGAAAGACCCGACGCCGAAGCACCCUGACGUCGCCCGACUGGCAUCCGCACAAGAAGGCCCGGGAGGCCGACAUUCGGAUGAUCGACUUUGCCCAUUGCAUCUCCAACGCCGAUCGCCUGCGCAGUCCAAGCGACCUGGCCGACGGCCGCAACAUCCAGCCCAAUGUCGAGUAUGUUUCGGCCCCGUACCCGCCAGCGCCCGAGGACGCGGAUAUGGGAUAUCUGCUUGGCCUGCAGACUUUGAUCGACACCUUUGGAGAGAUCCUGAGCGAGCUCGGAGGCGCGCCCGUGCACACUCGCAAGGAUGCGGUGCCCAAAACUCGCCGGGCCACGAUUGAGCUCGGGGCCCCCGAUCCGAACGGCCAGCGACCGGGUGCUGUGCCGCCAAGCAUCCAUCUGACCGAUGCAUCGGGCUCGCUCAACAACUUGAAGAAGGAAUCUCUUGACGGCUUUUCUGGCGACGACCCCGUGGACAAGCCGCAACCGCUUCGAGUCUGA
This is a messenger RNA of Polychytrium aggregatum, 2895 nucleotides long. RefSeq lists its product as uncharacterized. The record is from RefSeq and is a predicted model, not a curated record. Lineage: Eukaryota; Fungi; Chytridiomycota; Chytridiomycetes; Polychytriales. Gene Ontology annotation, biological process: inositol phosphate biosynthetic process; phosphatidylinositol phosphate biosynthetic process. The transcript is spliced from 3 exons. Gene Ontology annotation, molecular function: inositol hexakisphosphate kinase activity. Gene Ontology annotation, cellular component: cytoplasm; nucleus. The coding region runs from base 1 to 2895 and encodes 964 amino acids.